This is a messenger RNA of Oncorhynchus tshawytscha (Chinook salmon), 2673 nucleotides long. Its product is annotated as GRB2-associated-binding protein 2. The record is from RefSeq and is a predicted model, not a curated record. The transcript is spliced from 10 exons. Lineage: Eukaryota; Metazoa; Chordata; Actinopteri; Salmoniformes; Salmonidae. The coding region runs from base 706 to 2658 and encodes 650 amino acids.
GCUGUUGAUUCAACCAGUGGGUGUGUCGUUUAUACUACACUAUGUAGCGUCUGACUGCUUCAGCGCAUAAUGGACUCCGGGCAAGAACAGCAGCGCUGGGCUGAUCAGAGAGAGGAGCUGUGUCUGCGUCAAGCCAAGGCGCAGCUCCUGUCUGUUCAUCCCAGCGCGGCUCUACUUGCCCGGAGCCCAUCCCUGUAGUUCAGUGGGCGUGGUGUGAAUUGGAAAACAAAGUGCAGAGACACCCUUCACUACUUCCUACAUCACCGGGAUCCGUUGAGUUCACCCGCCGCUCGCCGGGAUCGAUGCUAGUUAACCGCCCAGCACAGCCGCAUAAUAACUCCCGAUAAGAGAGGGACGAAAGAUCGGUGGAUGCGCUCCGGGUUCCGUGAACCGGCUAGAGGUGGGAUUCAGUUAUGUGCGUUAUGGUGACAGAGCGUGACACCAAGGACGAAUAGCAGUCAGGCAGCAUCUCGUCCUCUCUCUGUCUCUCUCUCUCUCUCUCUCUCUCCCAGCCAGGCUUGCGCUAUAGACCAACGAGAUAAAUGGGCAGCAGACUGCACCAAACAGUGUCCGGCACCGAUAGCACCAUUCCACAUUGACUCAAAUAACUGGACGGGACCCGUUAUGCACUAAAGAAAGUAUAUUACACCAGUAGCGGUUUAGAGACCGGAACAGGAUUUUUGAAGAAGCGGUUGUUUGUUCAGCAUGAGCGGUGGAGGAGAAAUCAUCUUCCAAGGCUGGCUGAGAAAGUCCCCACCAGAGAAGAAACUGAGGCGAUAUGCGUGGAAAAAGCGUUGGUUCAUCCUGCGUAGUGGUCGUAUGUCUGGCGACCCUGACGUCCUGGAGUACUAUAAGAACGACCGCUCUAAGAAGCCCAUCCGGAUCAUCGACCUGCAUUGCUGUGAGCAGGUGGACGCUGGGCUGACCUUCAAGAGGAAGGAGUUUCAGGAUAGCUUCGUGUUCGACAUCAAGACGUCAGAGCGUACCUUUUACCUGGUGGCAGAGACCGAGGAGGAGAUGAACAAGUGGGUUCGCUCCAUCUGUCAGCUGUGUGGCUUCAACCAGUCAGAGCAGAACAACCACGACGGCCGGUCCUCUACAGCUCAUAUGGGCCGUUCCCUGGCAGCAGACCUGUCCAGUUCCAGUUCCCUGACCCCACUGACCAGAGAGCGUAAGUCGUCCGCUCCCGUCCACUCUUCCCAGCCCGUCCUGUUCACCUUCGACGUCCCGGUCCGUCACGGUGGGUCGCACAGUCACCACGGGGGCUCCCUGUCCAACAGCGCACCGCAGGACUAUCUUCUACUGCAUCAGUGCAUGAGCAGGAAGACUGAGAGCGCACGGAGUGCCAGUUUCUCCCAGGUACAGCACAGUAGCAAUCUGUUUGUGGGCAGUGACUCGGCGGUGCAGAAGUUCUCCCAUGGUUUCUCUCACUGUCUGAACGGGAUGGGCGCCCAGCUGCAUGGCUUCUACAGCCUGCCCAAACCUGGCAAGCACCAACUGGCCUCUGCGGUCGGGCCCAGGUCCUCCACACGGCCAGACUCCCCCCAGGAGGGCUACGUGCUACCCAGGGGGUACAGCUCUGAGGGGCCCUCAGAUCAUAGUCGCCUGGGAGACAUGGAUCAACAGGAGAAUGAGGAGCUGUACACCUUCAAGACGCCUUGCAACACCCUGGCCACCGGCAACGACCGUAACCACAGUAACGACCGACACAGCAAUGACCAUAACCACAGCAACGAGCGUAGCAAUGACCGGCAGACUGACAACUACGACCUCCCGACCCCGCCCGGAUCGUUCUACCAGAUCCCCCGGACGUUCGAUAAGAACCACAACGUGACGCCGUCUGGCUCCGAGUCAUCUAGUGGACCCCCUCCACGGCCCCCUAAGCCCAGCCAGGGGUCAGAGAGCGGGGGCUGCCUGGGGUCACUGCAGAAUGGAGAGGUGACCACGACUGUGUCGGUUAUACCCAGGAGGAACACUCUGCCUGCCGUGGAGAACAGCAGGUUACAUCGAGGGUGUUCAUUUGAGACCAGCAGCCAUCACCGUCCGAUCUAUUUCAACAACCAAGGCCAGUCUGUGGAGUGUGUCAACGAUGGCUUCAGUUCUUACCUGAGAACAAAGGCCCCUCUGACACGUUCGGACAGCGGCGACUCGGAGGACAACUAUGUGCCUAUGAACCCAGGCUCAUCUCCCCUCAACGCCGCCCAGGCGGACAGCCCCAAAAAUAUCUACAUCCCCAUGAGCCCCGGGCCGCACCACUUUGACUUCCCAGGGUUCUCAGCCACGCUACCUGCCCGGAAGGGAAGUACCGGCUCUCUGUGUCACCGACCGGGGAGGCUGAGUGACGUCACACCACCACCUAUAAAUCGCAACCUCAAACCCAACAGGAAAUCCAAGCCGACACCUCUGGAUCUGAGGAACAAUGGCAUCAUUGAUGAGCUCCCAUUUAAGAGUCCAAUCACCAUGUCCUGGACACGACCCAUGCCUAUGAACUCAGGUGGCAUGUCCUCCCAGCACUGUAGACCCAUCUCCACCCAGAGUAUCACCAGCACUGACUCCGCAGACAGCGAGGAGAACUACGUAGCCAUGGUGAGUCCCUACAACAGGACAAAUGCACCCUAUACCCUAUGUAGUUCACUACUUUUCAUCAGUGCCCCAUAGGGAAUAGGGUGCCAU